GUUAUGCUUUCUUGUGGAAAAGCGACGUCUUUUUACGUUUACCCCCGUUCCCUAUUAUAAAAAAAGUAACGGUUUUUAAUUUUUUAAUAGACGUGUUUUUGGACCUGGAAAGGAAUCUUUGGAAUUUUGAGAUUUCCAAUUUGGUAUUAAUUAUGGCUCACGAUCAUCAUGCCCAUCAUCACAUGGAACCAUCAAUUCCUUCGGCAAUUCCUAUGGAACAUGACGAUCAUUCGGGUCAUCCAGAUGGUUCAAUGGGACAUGGAAUGAGUAUGGCUUUCCAUUUUGGAAUAUCGGAAACCGUUUUAUUCGAAAGUUGGGCUUUUUCGACGACUUGGGGAUUGAUUGGAUCCAUGAUUGGAAUUUUUUUUAUGGCUGCUUUAUAUGAGGGAUUAAAAUAUUACAGGGAAUAUUUAUUCUGGAGGACUUACAACGCUUUGCAGUAUAGAGCUGUUACUCUUCAACAAGAUAAAGCAGUCGUUUCUGAAGAUAAUCAAAUAGUUCAUAUGGUUGGAGAAGUAAUCCACAAACAACCGCCAAGUAUGUUAAGUUUGAUGCACGUUUGUCAAACGGGUCUUCACAUAAUCCAAAUAGUACUUUCCUACUUUUUAAUGUUAAUCUUCAUGACGUACAAUGUAUGGCUGUGCAUAGCGGUGGUUGUAGGGGCGGCAGUUGGUUAUUUUUUGUUCGGAUGGAAGAAAUCCGUAAUAGUGGACGUAACGGAACAUUGUCACUAAAACAUUUCCAGCAUGGUUAUUUUCCUUUUUUUUAAAUAUUUUAUCUUAGAUUUUAAGCAAAACUUCUUUUAUUAUUCAUAAGAAAAAAAAAUAUAUUUACAAACAUUGAUUUGUUAAUCAGAAGGAACAACAAUAUAGACAAAAAUAAAAAAGCCCCCUCAUGACCACAUAAGGAAUAUUAAAGUAUAAUUUUUAUUUUUUAACAAUGUAAAUUUUUGUUUUUAAAUUUUUUUUGAGAAAUGUUAUUUUUUGAAACGUUUCAGCUAUAACGUUUCUUAAAUUAACAUGACAGUUUUUUUUUGAUGAGCAGUUACGACAUGAGAUUAUUAGGUGAUUAAGUAAUGAAAAAUUGAGUCAUAAAAGACUUUAAUGUAAGAUAAUUAAAAUUAUGUAAUAUACGAAUAUUUUUUUUGUUAUUUAAUUAAAAAUAUAAUAUUGUUUUUGAGCAAAAAUCGAUUAUU
Messenger RNA from Onthophagus taurus, 1195 nucleotides. RefSeq names its product Copper transporter 1A (gene Ctr1A). The record is from RefSeq and is a predicted model, not a curated record. Lineage: Eukaryota; Metazoa; Arthropoda; Insecta; Coleoptera; Scarabaeidae. Gene Ontology annotation, molecular function: copper ion transmembrane transporter activity. Gene Ontology annotation, biological process: copper ion transmembrane transport. Gene Ontology annotation, cellular component: membrane.